Eremomyces bilateralis CBS 781.70 is the source of this 1162-nucleotide messenger RNA. RefSeq lists its product as uncharacterized. The coding region runs from base 405 to 962 and encodes 185 amino acids. Lineage: Eukaryota; Fungi; Ascomycota; Dothideomycetes; Eremomycetales; Eremomycetaceae. Gene Ontology annotation, molecular function: nucleic acid binding. The record is from RefSeq and is a predicted model, not a curated record. The transcript has a single exon.
AUUGAAUGGUUUAACUUUGAUAUCACGCCUCGUCGCCUGCGCGCAAACCUCCGCGAUCGUCGUAAAGCCUCGCGUUUUAAGAUGGAGCAAGUCAAACCCAUUUCAGCUAAGAAUAAGAGAGAGAGAAUGGACUAUGGGCGCUUCGGAAUGGAACAGCCCCUCUUCGGAUAUUGGGAUCAGAUUGAUUUUACGGACGAGGCGCAUGUCGACCCCAACGAGCAGACAAAAGGGCGGGUUAUACGAGAGGAAGGCAAGCGGCUUGAGCCUGAAAACCUACAGGCUAGGCCUAAGAGGUCUGGAAAUGCUCUUCAUUUUGCAGCCUCUAUUUCAUACUGGCAUAAGGGCGAGCUCAAUUCUAUCACGACAAGUCUGAAGACCCUCCGAAGGCCCCUAAGCGACCGCGAAUGCCCCGGAAAAGUAGUGUAGAAACGGUCGAAGAGUAUGAAGCGAAAUUAGCGAAAUGGAACGACGAAUCGCACCAUCCUGUGGAGGUAAAGAGGAAAGGAAAUUCUAUGACAGCCAAAUAUUACGCCGAGAACCUCCUCCCUCUAUAUAUCGACGAGAUUAACGCCGCGCGCGUGGAGCGCGACGGGGGUUGUUUUGGAGUCGAUGAUUGGGGGGAUGGAGCUCAUAUGAUACUUCAGGAGGAUAAUGAUCGAUCACAUGGGACGACGCAGGGCAAGAGUCUACCUCGUAGCCUCAAGGAUCGAUGUUGGAUCUAUCGAUUGAAGCAUCCUGCGCAGUCGCCUAAUCUUAACCCGAUUGAAGCGAUUUGGGGCAUCCUCAAGCAGCGUAUUAAGCGUAGAAUAUGGGAUACCCUAGACGAACUGAAACAGAUACUGGUUGAGGAGUGGGAAAAGAUCACGAUGGAGGAAAUCCGGGCGCGAAUCGCAGAGAUGCGGCUUCGCUGUAGGAUGGUGGUAGACCGCGGCGGAGAAUUCGUCAAAACAGACCUCUGGUAAUCGCCGAGUUAGGAAAAGAGUACACUUUUUGAUAUUAUGCUACUUUUGAGCGAAUUGGACCUGCCCGUGCGAAGCGCGGUCUGCCUGUGAUGGUGGUCAUGGUCGUUGGGGGAAUGCCAAGAAAAGUAAUUCAAUUUCGUCCCCCCGGAGGUAGGUUGGCCUUAGGCCACAAGGCCAUGAUACUGCCCCUUACCCUUAUC